AUAAUUAUCGCAACAAAUGAGCAAAUGAUGCCAGAAAAUCUUCAAACAUCAUUAGAAAAAGCGAUAAAUAAGGUGAAAGAAUCAAAAAUUUUAAAAGAAGCAAUAAGUAAUUUGAAAAAAUUAUCAGAAAUAUCAGACAAUCAAGAUGUUAAAAAAUAUUUUCAAGAACUUGAUCAACAAUUUAAAAUUCAAGAACUUGAACAACAACUUAAAGAUUUUGAUAAACAGUUUUGA
Molecule: messenger RNA, 234 nt
Organism: Racocetra persica
Lineage: Eukaryota; Fungi; Glomeromycota; Glomeromycetes; Diversisporales; Gigasporaceae
Source: the annotation of a GenBank genome assembly